AUGAGACUAUUCCGCAAAAUGCCUCUGAGAGACGAUACAGUCACUUAUAAUGCUCUCGUCCAAGGCUUUUGUCAAUCAGGAAAACUUAAUGUCGCCAAAGAACUAUUCCAAGAGAUGGUCUCUAUUAGUGUACCACCCAGUGUUAUGACUUACGGUAUAUUGCUCGAUGGGUUGUGUGACAAUGGAGAACUAGACAAGGCACUGGAAAUACUUGAUCAAAUGCGCAACAUGGUCGACGAUGCUUGGGAUCUGUUUUGUAGCCUCUCCCUCAACAAAGGAGUGAAGCCUGAUGUCAAAACAUACACUAUAAUGAUUGGAGGAUUAUGUAAGAAAGGCUCACUCUCUGAAGCGGGUAUGUUGUUUAGGAAAAUGGGAGAGGAUGGGAUUGCGCCUAAUGAUUGUACGUACAACACACUAAUCCGAGCUCAGCUCAGAGGCAGUGACAUAAGCACUUCAGUUGAACUCAUUGAAGAAAUGAAGAGGUGUGGCUUCUCAGCAGAUGCUUCCACCAUAAAUAUUGUUAUGGAUAUGUUAUCGAGUGGUAGAUUGGACAGAAGCUUUCUAGACAUGCUUUCUUGA
Brassica oleracea var. oleracea is the source of this 579-nucleotide messenger RNA. Its product is annotated as pentatricopeptide repeat-containing protein At3g22470, mitochondrial-like. Gene Ontology annotation, molecular function: protein binding. The transcript is spliced from 2 exons. The coding region runs from base 1 to 579 and encodes 192 amino acids. NCBI's taxonomy places the organism in Eukaryota, Viridiplantae, Streptophyta, Magnoliopsida, Brassicales, Brassicaceae. The record is from RefSeq and is a predicted model, not a curated record.